Molecule: messenger RNA, 1075 nt
Organism: Oryctolagus cuniculus (rabbit)
Lineage: Eukaryota; Metazoa; Chordata; Mammalia; Lagomorpha; Leporidae
Gene: DACT3
Product: dishevelled binding antagonist of beta catenin 3
Biological process (GO): negative regulation of canonical Wnt signaling pathway
Cellular component (GO): cytoplasm
Source: RefSeq, a predicted model, not a curated record
GGGGGCGUGUCGAGCCAGCUCGUCUGCCGAGCGAGUGGGUAGCUGCGAGCAUGCGUCGUGCUGGGCGGCGCGGGGCGCACCGCCGACCGUCCUCGUAAGGAAGAGAGCUGGCCAAUAGGCGGCGGUUGCUCGGCCGCUAGAGGCGUGGCCAUGUAGAUAAGGCGCGGGUGGGCGGCCCAAUGGGCGGGCGCCUAUGCAGAUGAGACGGUGACAGCCCGGCCAGCGGGCGGGCGGGCGGGCGAGCGGGCAGGCGGGCUGCUGGGGCGGGGAGGUGGGACCGGGAGAGGGGUGGCCGCGGGGCCCGGCCGGGCUGGGGCGGGGGGCCGCAGCCAUGAUCCGGGCCUUCUCGUUCCCGGUGAGCCCCGAGCGGGGCCGGCUGCGGGGCUGGCUGGAGGGCAGCCUGGCCGGGCUCUGUGAGUUGCAUUGGCUCCGGGAGAGGCAGGAGUACCGCGUGCAGCAGGCGCUGCGGCUGGCCCAGCCCGGAAUGGGGGGCGCCGAAGCCGAGGACGAGGAGGACGCCGACGAGGACGAAGAUGCCGCGGCGGCGCGCCGGGCCGCGGCGGCCCUGGAGGAGCAGCUGGAGGCCCUGCCCGGGCUCAUCUGGGACCUGGGCCAGCAGCUGGGAGACCUGAGCUUGGAGUCCGGGGGCCUGGAGCAGGAGAGCGGGCGCAGCUCAGGCUUUUAUGAAGACCCCGGCUCCACGGCAGGUGCAGACUCGCCGUCCUCGACCUUUUGCGGGGACAGUGGCUUCUCCGGAUCUGGCUCCUAUGGACGCCUGGGUCCCUCUGCACCCCGCGGCAUCUAUGCCAGCGAGAGGCCCAAGUCCCUAGGAGAUGCCAGUCCCAGCGUUCCGGAGGCGGUGGGCGUGCGGGCCGCGGUGCCACGGUCCUUCUCCGCGCCCUACCCGACGGCUGCGGGGUCCGCGGGCCCCGAGGCCUGCUCCUCGGCGGAGCGGCGGGCCCGCGCGGGGCCCUUCCUGACGCCCAGCCCCCUUCACGCCGUGGCGCUGCGCAGCCCUCGGCCCUGCGCCCGCCCUCCCGCCGACUCGCCCGACGCGGCGGCGGGCGCCGGGCGG